CGAGAACGGGAUGCAAAAUAUUGACAAUUCCGAUUUUUGUUUUGAGUGACAUCAUAAUGACAUGGCGCAGGAAGUCGAAACAGUGUCCCUAAUUGGAUUCCCGAUGAUAUUACAAGUGAUGGAGGAUGGAUAAAGAUAUACCAUCAGACAAACAAAGGCAUGACCAGCCACCGAGUAUAGACCACGUACUGACGCUCAUAAACAGUUUAGUCAAAGAGAAAAACUUUCAAGAUGCUUUAGAACACACAAACACUGCCUUAGCUAAAUACAAAAACAAUGAAAAAUUACAAGAAAAGAAGAUCAAAAUCCUGUGUCAUCAGGGAAAGUUUGAGGAGGCAUUUGACUUGGCCAAGAACUGGAGAGAAGCCGAACCACAGAAUGCUGUGGCCACUAAGGAAUUUAAAAAAUUGAAAAAGGUCAUUCAAGUUUUACGAGAUCAGGAUUCAGAAGAAGAAGAGGAUGAGGAGGGAGAAGAAAGCACCCCUCCCCCUGUAACAACUCCACCCACAAACCCCACCCAGACAGAACCUACACCCACUUUACCUGCACCCCCAGCACCCACACAAAAGUUAGAGAACGAAGGAGCUUGUGCUCUGAAUGAUGAAAAGGAUGAUGAAGAUUUUAGCUGCACAUUUUGUGACAUCAAGUUCGUAUCUGCCAGUGAACUGGAGACUCACUGUCGGAGUGACCUACACAAAAAACGAAUCACCUCAGACGAAGAUCAGAACUGGAAAUAUCGAGUUCCGCCCAGAAAUUUGACCAGUGAAGAAUUCACGAUUUGUCGCAGUGUUUUAGACGCUGACUCAAAUCGUUAUGAAGAAACCAGAAAGUGCACAUUUGGGGACAAAUGUACUCAGGCACACUCUAAGGAAGAGCUUCAGGAAUGGAAGGAACGCUUCAAGUUCCGGACACAGCAAAUCAAGCGUGCCCGUGACAAACAUCUCCAUGGUAACACAUAUGCAGAACAGCUGAUGGAAAAACUGGUCAAUGCUGAAAAUUCUAAGUCUGUGAUGAUACAAAAUGUUGAAUAUGCUAAGGUCCAUGUAAAUUCAGAGUUGAAAGUAAAUAUGACCACAAAGAAAUGCACAAAUGCUUGGACAUUCACGAUCACCAGCAAGAGAAGCCUGCACCGAGUAACCUUACUGGACGACACAAACCGCACAUACUUCUACAUAGCUAGUAUAUCCGUGGGACCAAAGAAGACCCAGAAAUACCAGAACCUAGAGACCCACUGCCAGGAAUGGGUCAACCCAGACUACACCACACGACACACCGGAGAAUACGUCUACAGGGUCAAGGUUGUUUUCAAGACUGACAUUUAUGGGACUUUCCGACAAACCCUGGUUUAUGAUUUUGGGUUGGAGCCGGUUCUCAGCAGAGAGAUGCAGAUAGAAUCAGCACCCAUUACAGACAUAGAAAAACUCAGCAAGGACCUGGUACUCAGUGAACAAGGGCGCUGGAAAGUGGAGAGUGUAGAUCUUGUUCGUUUUGAAAAUAAGCCAGUACCUGAAACUGAGGAAGAAAAGCAACUUUUAUCCAAGUACAGUUUGCCUGAGGCAGACAAGUUCCGUCUAUCAGAGCAUCUGAUGCAUCCACCCUCUAAGGAAACCUACAGGAUUUGGAUGCAUGAGAUGCUUUAUAUUGAGGAAUGGGCCCAGAUGGAUCAUAUCUCUAGAUACAACAUAAAGACUUCAUUGCAGCUUGUGAACCGCUUUCUGCUUGUACCAGGGGCCCUGAGUGGGGCUAAGUAUGCCCAAGGAGGGGAACUAUUUGCUCGCAUGAAACUAGAUGAUGAGUUGUCUGAGGACUCUGCUGGGGGUCGUCUGAUUCUGAUGAGUUCUAAUGUAGCAUGGCUGGCCCCCUACAACCCUGAUGAUAAGAUGAACUCGAAGCAGAAUAAAAAGGUUUAUCAGGUGCUCCUAGAAGACAAGGGAAAGAACUUUAUAUUUUUACGGCUUCCAGAGAAGUGUGUUUCAGAGCUAAACUUAACCUGUGACCAGGAGUUCCAUGCAGAGAUACAGUUCCAGCUGAAUAGAGUGCCCAUGUGUGAGAUGCACUCAGCCAUUGAUCAACUUCCUACAUUAGAUCUAGUAUUUCCCCCUCUCCAGAGAAUUCCCACUUCACCCUGGUACCCUGAAGACAUGGAGUUCAGUGAAACAGUGAGUGAAAGACUGAAUGAGAAACAAAAGGCAGCCAUUAGGGGCAUUACUGCAGCAGGAGACAAAUGUCUACCCCCGCUACUGCUGGUAGGACCCUGGGGGACAGGCAAGACAUACACUCUAGCUCAGGCAGCAAAGCAUGCAUUGGAAGUGGAGGACAACAGGAUUCUGAUCUGUACUCACUCCAACAGUGCUGCUGAUUUAUACAUCAAAGAUUUUAUUCACCCCAUUGUAAAAGAGGGCCACAUGGAUGCUGUGCCCCUACGUAUUUACUACCGUCAUCGAUGGGUGCAGACUGUUCCUGAUGUGGUGUUACAGUACUGCCUCCUAGAAAUGUCUGCUUCCCAGGGUAACUUCAGGAUGCCAUCCAGAGAGGAGGUGGACAGACAUCGCAUCAUCAUCACCACACUAAAAACUGCCCGAUAUUUAUGUGACCUUGACCUCCCUCAAGGGUACUUUAGUCAUAUAUUUGUGGAUGAAGCAGCACAAGCACUGGAAAGUGAGACUCUGAUUCCUCUAUCUCUUGCUGGCAGGACCACUAAAAUCAUCCUGGCAGGGGACCAUAUGCAGUUGAAUCCAGAAGUGUACUCAGACUUUGCUAAGCAGCAAGGCUUCCAGAAGUCAAUGCUUGACAGACUUUACGAACUCUACCCAGAUGACUGCCCAUGUAAGAUCAUGUUGUGCGAGAACUACCGAUCACACGAGGCUAUCAUUGACUUUACCUCUGACCUGUUCUACGAUGGUAAACUGAUAUCUAGUGGGAACCAGCCAGCACAUCCUAACUACUACCCACUGACAUUUUUCUCUACCCGCGGGGAAGACCUACAACAUGAGAACUGUACAGGAUUUUAUAACAUUGCUGAGGUCCAUGAAGUUGUGGACAGAGUGGAUGAUCUUCAGAAAAAUUGGCCUCCAGAGUGGGGUGAGAUUGAGGGCAACAUUGGAGUAGUAGCGCCAUAUUCUGAUCAGGUGUUUCGAAUUCGUUGUGAGCUGCGGAAAAGAAAAAUGAUGAAUGUCAGUGUAGAAAGAGUGUUUAAUGUACAAGGGAAGCAGUUUCGAGCUAUAAUCUUGAGUACUGUUCGGACUCGACACACCUGUAGCUCUGACUCGUCUCAAGAGGACGUGUACGACUAUGGCUUCCUGUCCAACGUUAAACUGCUAAACACAGCUCUGACCCGAGCCCAGUCUAUUGUUGUUGUUGUAGGGGACCCUCUGUCUCUCUGUCUUGUAGGAAAAUGCAGAAAAGUGUGGGAGUACUUUUUAGAGACAUGUAAUGAACAGAAGAGCUUUUUUGGAAUGAAGUUCAGUGUCCUGAAGGCUCAGUUAAACAGUGCAGAGCUGAGGAAAACAUAUGUCCUCAACCCACUAGCUCCUGAGUUUGUCCCCAAUCGUUUGUACCAUGUGACGAGUCAGAACCACAUGACUACUGGAGGAGCAGGAGGACACAAUCCAGCAAAUCCCGGGUAUUUUGUGGGUCAGAGAAUGAUGUACCCAGGAGCUCCAUAUCCCCAGCAGAUGUAUGUACCUGUGCCGUAUCAAGGCUACUAUCCCCCAGUUAUGUACAGACCCUAUAUGUCCCCAUUUGUUGGAGGAGGAAUGGGAGGUAGAGGUCGAGUUCCAGCCAGAGUUAUCUACCCUAGACAGGUACCAGUGAGUGGUUCUUCCCCAAAGUCUUCAUCCCCUGCUAAGUCUUCUGGUUCAGAUGGUGAAAGAGUGGCCAGCCCAGAUAUAACAAGAAAUACUGAGUCCCCCCAAGGUCAUGGGUCAAGCAAGAAAAGUCACUCCUCAAGGAGCAGGCCAAUGGUGUAUGUUCCUCGAAUACCUGCACCUUAUCCAGCUAUGUACUAUCCAUACCAGCCUUAUCCAGGAUAUUAUUACCUACCUGAGGACCCAAGGUUAGCUCAAGCCCAUUCAAGGUAUCCUUAUGUUGCACAGGGUAUUCCACCUCAAGUGUAUCCACACCCAUACCCAGCAGGUCCCUACAUAGGUCCUGCCAUUCGAGCAGCUUCUCAGGUCUCCCCUGAGAACACUCCAUCACCUGGGGAGAGAAGUCCCAAUUCUCAGAGAAGUCAUUCUCUGUCCCCAGGGCCUCAAAGACCUCCAAGAUCACAGUCUCCUGCUCUGUCUCCCAACUCUGUUGCUGCAGCUGUGGCAAGUGGCCAUUAUCAGAUACUUCCUAAUGUGAAGCACAUACCAGCACAUCUUUAUCCCAAGCCAGGGAGUUCCGGCAGUAACUCUAGGUCAAGCACACCCCUGGGUGGAAGAGACUCACCAGCAACUGAAAAAGCAGGUGAAGAGGUAAGGGCUAGUCUGGAGCAUGAUUACCUGAAGUCUGUUAGUCCAAAACUGGACUUGCAGGAGAGAAGAGCCUCAGCACAGAGUCCUCUUGCUAGGGUAAUUUCUCAAAGACAAGGGUACAUCAGAGAAGAACUUGAAGCUAUGACAUCCCACAGCAGUCAAAGAAUGACCACAAAUUCACACUACCAGAAUAUGAUGGCUAAUAACAGGAGUAGCAGUGCCACACUGCAGAAUGGGGCAGGAGGAAUGGAGAAGAAUGACAAAAAGCCAUCAAAACUGGAUUUACAAUCUGCCACUGGAUUUAGUCGCCAGUUUAGUGAAGAUAUUACCACUCCAACAGAAAUCACAAAUUUGGUCAAAAUGAUUGACGACAUUGAUGAUCAAGAGGCAAACAAUUUAUCCCACCAGUCAUUUGCUGCACAUAAAAACACAUCGGGGCGACUGUACCUGAACAUCCCACAGCAGCAGGAGAUAGUGAUGGGAGGCUCAGCUUCCUCAUCCCCACCCUCAGGCAGUCCACCCUCUGGAGAUCAGAAACCCACCUAUGCUGGUGUCCUAAGGCGAAGAUUGCCCUCAGCUCAAGGCGAUAUUGACCCCAGUCUACUGGAGCCCCAAACACCACACACCCCUUUAGGAUUUACAACUCCCGGCACAGAAAUAGAUACAGACCCACUGGGCAUUUUGAGAAACUUGAACAUCAAUGCAUCUGCAGAAAGUCAAAGAACAUACAAGUAUUUCUCUUAAAUCAAGUUCUGUUCACUAAUUCUGUGAACUUAUUUUUUAGUGAUUAGAUUUUAGAGUUGCUGAUAUUUGUCUCAAGAACACUGAUUUUACUAAGUAGCAAUGCUGCUUGCUGGUAGAUUAGAAAAGUUUACAUUGAAACCAAGACUGUUACUGCCUUAAAUGGUUAAUAUUUAUUUUUUUAUGAAAAAUUCAUUCUCAUGUUGAAGUGGUGCAUAUUCUCUUUAUUAUUAUAUACAUAUAUAUUGUGUGCUUUGCAAUUUCUUCCAACACAUAUCUUGAUUUGGUGUAAAAAUUAAAUAUGGACUUGUAAAAAUUAGCAAAAAUAAAUUGUUAUUUUAUUACUAAUGUAUAGUUUAAAAAUUGAAUAUUUAUAGAAAAGUUUCCUAUAAUCUUAGAUUGUUACAUAAAAUUGAUUUUAACUUUACAUAUCUGUAAAUUUUGUGCUAUUUUAAUUUGAGUGUUUGUAACGUUAUAAGUUUGACAGUCAACAAUCCCCUCCACCACCAUCCUGUUCCUUUAAAUUAGAAAUGUUUUGAAGGACCAAGUUUUAUCAAAUUUAAUUAAAGGUAGCAUAUAUGUUUACAAGAGUUAUGAAAAAUUAGGGGAAUGAAAAAUUUUGUAGAUUGAUAAUAAAAUGGACAUGAAAUGAGCCUAUAAGUUUUCUUCCACUGACCCCUUUCUCCUAUUAUUAAGCUGUCAAACUACUUUUAUGUAAAUAAUUGCAGACAGUGCUACUUUUUUUUCUUUUAAGUAGAACAAAGUGAGGAUGUCUGUAAAUUUUGAUUGACAUCUGAGCUUUGAUUUUCAAGUCAUAUGUGUUGGUAAUUAAAUUGUAUAUAUUGUAACCAAAAGUUAGACACCAGUAGAAGGUUUAGCUAUUUUAUUGCUUAUUGUGUUUGUCAAGUCUUAAGUAGGCCUGCUCCCCUUGCUGUAAAUAAUUUUUUAUUCAAUGAACAUUUCAAUUUAAGAUUAUGUAUAAGACCUAAAGAACUUUUAUUUACAAAACUGCAAAAGUUUUCCCUUUGUUGGACAAUCAUUCUUGAACAAAUGUCAUGAUGUUCAGUCAGUUAUUAAUCAAUAGCAUUAAAACUUAAGUGAUGUUUGUAAAAAAAAAAAUGCAAUAUUUUUGUUUACUGUAACAAUUUUUGCCCCUUUGUGUUUGUAAUGCUUAAUGACUUAUAUAGUGCUGUGAUGGCUUGAAUAGUAUAUGUAAUCUGCAUAUAAAAUAUGCUUUGCACUUGGACUAGUUUGAAAGGGAACAGUGCAUUCUUUUACCUUUUGUGUAGUGAAACUUUUUUUUAAUUUAUCUAUUAUAUACUAAAAGAUUGUACAUUGGAGUGCAGUGGUAAGAUGAGACACUUGGAGAAGUUUAGAUUUUGAUAAUUUGCAAUGGGACUGUUUUCAUGUCCUUCACUGGCUGGGCUAGCCUAGGUAUUAACAACCAAGCUACAUCCCCAUUGUACUUAUGAUUAGUGCUAUAUUAAAUUUUAUUAUUAUCAUAUAAACACAUAAAUAAAGCAUUAUAAUAUGUUCAUAAUCUAUUAAAUUGCUAGACCUCAACCAUUUUGACUUCUAUUUAAAUGGGAGAGGAAGAGGCAAUUAAUUAAGACGUGUUAACAAGGGGAUGUAUUGAUGGCUGGGUACCAGUUUAGCUUUGACUGGUGGAGAUGGACAACGCCUCCAUUUUAUAUCUUGUAGCACCGUUUCCUUGUAUGGUAUUUGGACUGUUCAUAUGGUGUGGCAGCCAUUUUCCUGGUUUCUCUACCAACUGCAUGUCAUUCCUGAGAGUAUGUUAAAGCAACACAACACUUCUCUAGGUCUAUGACGUGCAGUAGAUAGAGGGGUCAGAGAAAAUGUCCAGUCUGUUACACUAAGAUAGAACUUAAUAUUUACUCUACUGUUAGAUAUUGUGUAUUAUUUAUAAUCUAGCUGUGGUAUUUAAUCGGAUUUAAUAAAUUGUUAUCCUCACAGUAA
Molecule: messenger RNA, 7175 nt
Organism: Saccostrea echinata
Lineage: Eukaryota; Metazoa; Mollusca; Bivalvia; Ostreida; Ostreidae
Product: probable helicase with zinc finger domain
Exons: 25
Coding region: 126-5201 (1691 amino acids)
Biological process (GO): regulatory ncRNA-mediated post-transcriptional gene silencing
Cellular component (GO): cytosol; P granule
Molecular function (GO): protein binding; metal ion binding; helicase activity
Source: RefSeq, a predicted model, not a curated record